UUGUCAAUCUGAAUAUAUGUUCCCAAUUUGAAAUCUCCAAUAUUUUAAAUAAUAUCCUUUCUGGAAAACCAAAUAUAAUAUUUCCAGCAUUGCCAUUCCUCUAGUGUGCGCAUCGGGAAAUCUUAUUAGGCGAGGGUAUCCACUAGAAUAUGUGCCACAUUUCAAGUCUCUAGGUUUAAAGCUGCAAAAUGGACAGACAGCUAGGGAAGCAUAUUUUUUCAGAGAGUUUGCGCUUUUCGGGAAUAAGUUCAAUUCAUUCAGGUCUCUCAAUUCAUUCAGGGUUUUUUGUAUACUUUUUUUUAAUGGCCGCAUUCUCCUGGAUGAAUAUUACAUGUUUCGACAUAUGGAAGACAUUCGGAUCUACCGAAUCAACAAAUAUAAUAAAACGAGCACAGCAUCGACGAUUUUUGUGGUACUCUUUAUACGGCUGGGGAAUGCCCACCGUUUUGACAUCAAUUACAGCAUCACUAAGUAAAUCCGAUGUCUUACCAGAAAAUAUUCGACCUAUGUUUGGACACGGCAGAUGUUGGUUUACCUAUGAUACAAUUGGAUAUGCAAGUUUAGUGUUUUUUUCUGGACCUCUUGGUCUACUUUUUAUCAUAAAUCUUGUGCUCUUUCUGUUAACAUUGAAGUAUUGCAACAAAGUAAAAAGGGAAAUAUUUAGGAUGCAGAGCUCAAAUACUGAAAAGCAUACAUUGAGAAGCCGUUUCUUUAUGGAUAAAACAAGAUUUAUAAUGAACACAAAGCUCUGUUUUGUAAUGGGAAUUACAUGGCUUUUGGAAAUCGCAAGCAUUUUGUUGUACGAUCAUAAAAAAAACUUUUUUUGGUCAAUUAGUGAUUCAUUCAACGUUUUGCUGGGCGUCUUUGUUUUUAUAAUAUUCGUUUUUAAAAAACGGGUAUGGAAAGAAAUCAUGAUAAAACUAGGUUUUUGGUCAACUAAUGAUCGGCGAAGAAAUCCAAACGUGACUUCCAUAACGCAAUCAACGUGUCUAAAUCAAAGUAUAUCUAUGAAAAAACUUGGUGAUGGUAACGUUGAUAAAGCACUUAUAAGAUGA
Messenger RNA from Drosophila hydei, 1055 nucleotides. RefSeq names its product G-protein coupled receptor Mth2-like. Lineage: Eukaryota; Metazoa; Arthropoda; Insecta; Diptera; Drosophilidae. Gene Ontology annotation, biological process: cell surface receptor signaling pathway; G protein-coupled receptor signaling pathway. The record is from RefSeq and is a predicted model, not a curated record. The transcript is spliced from 5 exons. Gene Ontology annotation, cellular component: membrane. Bases 189 to 1055 code for a protein of 288 amino acids. Gene Ontology annotation, molecular function: G protein-coupled receptor activity.